UGGUUCAUCGCCGUCCUCAACCGUCAACUUCCCUCACUCACUCAUCCCCAAUCCGAUAUUGUUCGCAACGAAGCCCGACCAAUUACAAAACGCCGUCGUUCUAUAAACUGUUGUGUUUUUACUGAAACUUAACAAUUCGUAAGAUCAACGAUGUCAGAAGACAAUCUGAAUGAAUUGAUUGAGAGGAAAGCGAAUGUUACGAAUGAAUUGCAGAGUUUAAGAGAGAAAAUCGAUAAGGAAGGAGCUAAAGCUGCGGUGCACAAGUUGAUAUCGCUGAGGCAGGCACUGAAGGAGCUGGAAAGGCAAGAGCUUGAAAUCCAGUCUUCUAGUAAUUCUGAAUUGGAUGCUGAGGUUCGUAGAUUGGAGGACCAAAUAGCAAAUGGGUAUGAUGGCCAGACUGUCUCUGAUGAAUUGGAUCGUCCGUUGAGUGAAUCAGUGGAGAAAAUUGAUUCAGCUAAAAGGGAACUUGCAGCUAGAUCAAGGGCAGUGCUGGCAGUGCAGCGCCAGAUUGAUGAUGUUCCAUCUCAAUCAGAACUCAUCCAGUAUGAACGGCGGUUUUCAGAAUUGAAUGCUCAAAUUCAGGGAAAACUUCAACAAACUCGUAAAUUCUAUGCCACAUAUAAUGCACUUUUGGAGAUCAAAGAAUUGAUGCUAAAGGAAACAUCUUUAUUGAAUUCAAUAAAUUCACAGUUUCAAGAUGCAAUCACUAGCACUGAUGGUCGCAUGAAACUUAUUAACUCCAUGGAGGGAAUCAUAAAGGGCAGUCAACAGAAGCUACUAAAGGUACAACUUGGACUUAAAGAAGAGCAAAAAGUUUGUGAUGCUCUGAAGGCGAAGCAUGUUGCAGCAACUGCAGAGCAAAGGCACUGUUAUUCUCUCUUAAAAGCUUUCCAGGAGGAAUGUACAAAGAAUGAGGUACUCAGAAGAAGUGCCUCUUAGAACAUCUCCGCAGCAUGUGAAGUCGAGUUGUUAAGCCAACUUCAUGCCGUCGCUCAUCGGUUGAAUGCUUUACUCAUUCAUUUGAAAUGAAGGAUAACGUACCAAGAUACAAAUAAUGAAUAGAAAUAUCAGCUUAAUCAGCUUGAUGUAGAAAUUCAACUCAUCUUUUCCAUACUGGAUGUGAAUGAUGUGAGCGAUGUCUUGUUCUCUGGCGUAUCUCUUUUCACACAAAGGCAACGAAGCAAACAAUGACUUUUUUUUUGUUUUUUUUGUUUCUAUCGAUCUACAUACAAUACCUACUCCUUUCUGAUUAGGAUACAUUAAUUAAUUAAUUAAUUGCGUCGCCUUAGUUGUGCCUUA
This is a messenger RNA of Prunus mume (Japanese apricot), 1299 nucleotides long. RefSeq names its product paramyosin-like protein. The record is from RefSeq and is a predicted model, not a curated record. NCBI's taxonomy places the organism in Eukaryota, Viridiplantae, Streptophyta, Magnoliopsida, Rosales, Rosaceae. Gene Ontology annotation, biological process: Golgi to plasma membrane transport.